ACGGGUGUCUUUUUUUUGGAACACGUGGGCUUGCUUGAGUUUGUUGGACUGCAUUUCAUUGCUGCACCUAUGGAAGAAGCCAAGGCGAGUCCCGGCCCUGCAGUGGAGGCAGAAGCCGAGUGGAAUAUUCCGCCCAACGCUCCCGCCUGCAUGGAGCGCCACCUGGGCGGGGCCCAUUACCGAACAGAUGGUUCUCUGCUUCUGGGAGCAUCCAGUUUAAGUGGACGUUGCUGGGUUGGUUCCAUUUGGGUAUUCAAAGAUACAUCAAGAGCUCCUAAUGAAGGCUUUUGCUCUGCGGGUGUUCAAACUGAAGCAGGAAUAGCAGAUCUGAAGUGGGUAGCAGACAAAGGAAUCUUGGUAGCAUCAGAUUCAGGUGCUGUGGAAUUUUGGGAGCUGGAUGAGAAUGAGACUCUCAUAGUGAACAAAUUCUGUAAAUAUGAGCAUGAUAACAUUGUGACAACUGUGAGUGUUGUUUCCAACAACACACAGGCCAUCAGUGGCAGCAAAGAUUUCAGUGUGAAGAUCUGGGAUAUCCCUCAGCAAACAGUCCUCAGCACGUACAGAGCUCAUUCUGGACAAGUGGCCUGUGUGGCCUCCUGCCCUGGAAAGGAUACAGUAUUCCUGUCCUGUGCUGAGGACAGCAGGGUUUUACUCUGGGAUACCAGAUCUCCAAAGCCAGCAUCUCGAAUUGCCUGCAAUGCCUCUUGUAAUCUUUCUACCUCACUGGCAUGGCAUCCACAUCAAAAUGAGACUUUUGUUUUGGGUGACGAAAGUGGGAUGAUUGCACUUAUAGACACAAAGAAUCCAGACACUAUCAUCAGUUCAACUGUGCAUUCCCGUAGUAUCACAGGAUUAGCUUUUUCUGCACACAGUUCACCUCAGCUGGCUUCUAUCAGUGAAGAUUGUUCUGUUGUUGUUCUUGACUCCAGUUUUUCAGAAGUUUUUAGGAAUCGGUCUCAUCGAGAUUUUGUAACAGGCUUAUCAUGGUCUCCCUUGAAUAAAAACUCAUUGACAACAGUUGGAUGGGAUCAUCAAGUUCUACAUCACACAAUCCCAGUGCAGAAUAACCACCUUUCUGGGAAAAACGAUAUUAUCACUGCAUAGUUUAUACUUCCUGGGUUCUUUCCUCUGGAAUUGCUCUUUUUGUGGGGAGAAAUAAUGGGGCUAAAUAAUGUUCCAUGCAGCAAAGAAUGGUCCUAUAACAAUUUCAAGUUAGAUGAACAGAAGAUGCCUUCCAGCUGCCUAUUAUAGCCAGUCAAAUUCUACAAGAAGUUGAAGUUUUAUAGUGGUUUGGACAAUAAUACAAAAGAAUUGGUUUCCUUUAAUUUUGGUUGGCAAUACUUUAUACAACUUCGAAAAUGUUGCAGAUGCAAUUUUUCUUUGUGUAUUUUUUACUGUGGAAUAAAUCUUACAGCCCUUUCUGGACUUGCCUUCCAGAUUUUAGUCAGAUUAAUAAUUUAAUAUACUCAGUUCACAUUUCAUAUGCAUCAAUUUAGUUGUAGGGCUUCCAUUUAGACAUUCUAGUUGGGGAAUCUUCUAGUGUGAAGCAAAAAAAAAAUCUUUCCAAUUUCCUGACACAGAAUUUCUUAUACAUUCAAUCGUGUAGUAAUAAAAUCCAAUAGUUGGAUUUAUGUUUCUUGAACAGCAACUCUUCAUGGUUCUCUAGCAUACAUUGCAGAUAAAACCUCACUUGUAACAAUAGCAAGAUGCAUGUAAAAUACUUUUUGUUUUAACUUUAGGAUG
Molecule: messenger RNA, 1743 nt
Organism: Pseudonaja textilis
Lineage: Eukaryota; Metazoa; Chordata; Lepidosauria; Squamata; Elapidae
Gene: WDR77
Product: WD repeat domain 77
Biological process (GO): oocyte axis specification
Cellular component (GO): methylosome
Molecular function (GO): protein binding
Source: RefSeq, a predicted model, not a curated record